GCAGUUGUGUCAAAGGCCAAGCAGUGAUAUUGUAGACUACUGCAGAGUAUAAAUGUCUUAAGGGAUGUACUGAAACUUUGUGUGCAUAAAAUCGCAAUAUGUACAAUAUUUUGAAGUGCUGUUUUCAUGUGCAUUUUAAAAUUGUACUCUUUAUAUUCUUAACCAGUUUAUUCUUUUACUUUUACUUUGUACACAGGCUGAACAAUGGAUAAGUUCAUAGGAGACUUUCAGAGACGUCUUCAUAAGGAAGUAUAUGGCCUGAGGGAGGUCACUAUCCUUGAGCAAUGUGGUUUCAUACUGUAUUUCUGCCUCAUUACUUCUCGUGCUGGAACUGACAUUGAUGCUGCAAUCAGGAAUCUGAUGCUUGUGCAAGCUGACAAACAAGUCAUCAUUGCUGUGCUUUAUCCUACAAUUGACCCUGAGAAAACCAUACCAGACAGCAACAAUGCUAUAAAGAAAGAGAACACAUAUCUAGUCGACUUUCUGUUCAACGAGGAUGAAGGGUUCAUGAAUUGUCAGAAGAAUAUAGAUGCAAUCAAUAAACUUGCAUGGUACAUCAAGUCCAAGAAUUUGACUUCAUAUUAUUGGCAAAAUUAUGGAAUUCCACGUACAUACACAAACCAGGAUGGAGAAGGUAUUCCCUCACCCACCGGAGGACACAGAGGACACAUAUUCUGUGGAUGUGUAGAUUGUUUCAGACAACAUCCUGUUGUUUUUGCUCUUAGUAUUGUUGUCAUUUGUAGCACUGUUUUUGGAAUAAUUCUAGGGUAUUUUAUUAUACCAGCUAUCUAAAUGAACACAGAAAUGAAACAAAAAAUAGUGACAUUUUCGGAAAAAAAAAAGGAUGCCAGAACACCAUAAUUAUAGCAGCAAUUUUUCAGCUUUUACAGAUUUAACUGACUUAACAGAUUUAACAACAAACUACCGUAAUUCACUAACUGAUAAGAAGUUAUUGUAGCACUAAUAUUUGUAAGUUAUUUUUGUAAAACACUAGUAAAAACACAAAAGAAACACCCAUGAUAAACCAAAGUUAAUUACAAACAUCUUAGAAAAAGGGUGAUGAAGUACAGAAGGUGUCUUUCACACUACACUAACCAUCAUUGUAAAACACAACAUCAAUGUGAUGCAAAAUUCUGCAAUAUUACACAAAGCAUGAAACACUUUACAUAACUUAUGAGAAAAACUAAAAAGGAAUUCAUUGAAUAGGCAGGUUGGGAUAAUUAGGUAAGUGAUUUUAUCACAAUGUUUUUUUUUCU
This is a messenger RNA of Danio rerio (zebrafish), 1256 nucleotides long. NCBI's taxonomy places the organism in Eukaryota, Metazoa, Chordata, Actinopteri, Cypriniformes, Danionidae. The record is from RefSeq and is a predicted model, not a curated record.